AUGGCCGAGCCCCAUACACAAACCGCAGCCGUUCUCCCCUCCACCGGAGCAACAGUAAACACCCGUCUCGAAAUAAAAAAUGACAGGCCCAUUCCCUCUCCAGCACAGGGGGAGUUGCUCGUUAAGCUGGAGUUCUCGGGGGUCUGUCAUUCUGAUGUGCAUAGUGUUCGCGGGGAGACGCCUAUGUUGACGGAUGUUGCAGGGCAUGAGGGAGUUGGGAAAGUUGUCAAAGUGGGAGACGGUGUAGACGAAGGGGCUUGGAUGGGGAAGAGGGUUGGUAUUAGAUGGCUAUACAGCUCAUGCCUGGAGUGCGAGAUUUGCGAGAGGAACAACACCGCUUGUCCUUAUCAAAAGAACGCUGGUGCAAAUGUGCCAGGAACAUUUCAGCAGUACAUCGUCAGCCCUGCAGUGCACGUAACGAGGAUCCCGGAACAAUUAGCUCCUGACGAAGCUGCGCCUCUGCUAUGUGCUGGAAUCGCGAUGUAUUCAUCGAUCAUGAAGACAAGAACUCGUCCUGGGGACUGGCUCGUCCUUCCUGGCGCUGGAGGUGGGUUGGGGCAUAUGUACGUUUUCGACCACCACAUUGGUUCUGCAAAGCACGAGAUGACAUGGUAUGGCAUUGCAUUGACUCAUACAUUGGCUUUUAGGGGUGUACAAAUCGCGGUAAAGAAGGGUCUAAAAGUCAUCGCCAUUGACAGCGGCGAGAAGAAGAAACAACUAUGCCUAAAACUCGGGGCCACAGCCUUCUUUGACUACAAAACGGAUAAUGUCCAAGACGCAGUGACGCAACUAACCUCCGGCCUAGGUGCGCACGCUGUAAUCUGCACGGCGAAUAGCGAGGCAUCGUACGAGCAGAGUAUGCGGCUUCUCCGCCGUUUAGGAGUGCUUGUGUGUGUUGGGAUACCUAAUGUUCCGUUCCGAUUGCCGGCGACACCGUUUGAUAUGAUUGUUAAGGGGCUAACGAUUGUUGGAAACUCGGCUGGCACGGCGCAGGAAAUGAGCGAGUUGAUGAAGAUGGCUGUGGCAGGGGAGGUGAAGGCUCAUAUUGAGUGCUUUGCAUUUGACCAGCUCGAUGAUGUUAUUCAGCGGCUUGGGAGGUCUGAGAUUGAUGGACGGGCUGUUAUAUUUAUUCCGGAGUAA
This is a messenger RNA of Aspergillus puulaauensis, 1140 nucleotides long. RefSeq names its product zinc-dependent alcohol dehydrogenase. The coding region runs from base 1 to 1140 and encodes 379 amino acids. Lineage: Eukaryota; Fungi; Ascomycota; Eurotiomycetes; Eurotiales; Aspergillaceae. Gene Ontology annotation, molecular function: oxidoreductase activity; zinc ion binding. The record is from RefSeq and is a predicted model, not a curated record. The transcript is spliced from 8 exons.